AUGGCGUCCAGUAAAAUAACAUUGAAAAAUGAUAAUAAGCGUGGUAAAGAUGUCGGACUUGAUCUUUAUAGUUUUGCUUUACGAACUAGAUUAAUGAAAACCGAAGAAGCUAUUGGUGUCAUUAAUGCAAGAGAAGAGAAAAUAUUGAGACAAGUGACAGACAGCAUUGACAAAUUAGCAAAGAAGUCGUUAGAAAAGUAUCGUUUUGACUAUAAUGCAAUAUUGAAAAUAUCAGAAGAAAGCAGGCGUCGUAAUCAAAUAUUCGCUGAUAAAUUACGCACAUACAAAGAAGAAGAAGAGCGUGUAAGAGUUUUGAGGCAAGCAAAGAAGAUGAAAGAGAAACGUCGCUUUUUAGAUGAUGAUUAUUUACAUUUACAGGCUAACUGCUUAAGCGCUAUCAUAUUAUUAUUUUCACCUUUAGCUCACAUAGGCGGUGAUAAAUUCACUUUUAACUGUGAUAAUAUGAUUAGCGGUAACAUUUUCUAG
Molecule: messenger RNA, 486 nt
Organism: Trichoplax adhaerens
Lineage: Eukaryota; Metazoa; Placozoa; Uniplacotomia; Trichoplacea; Trichoplacidae
Exons: 2
Coding region: 1-486 (161 amino acids)
Source: RefSeq, a predicted model, not a curated record